AUGUCGGUGCCACAAACCUCCCGCACGUUCUCUUACAGGCCGUUCGGCCAUGACAAAGCAUCGACACAUAUUCGAGUAAUUCAGAUCAAACCAGAAGGCGGAGAGCCAAUCCAAUGUGUGAUGAAACACAUGGAGAGGCCCACAAGCAGGUCUGAAUCCUCUUAUAGCUGCCUGUCCUACACAUGGGACCCGAAAGAGCCUGGACGACCCAUCUACAUCGAAGGGGAAGAUAUCAACGAAGGGAUCGAUGCCUUAUGUAUCAACCAAGGCGACGUGCCCGAGAUAGAGCAACAAGUCAGACAAAUGGGCCUGACUUACGAUCAGGCCAAGAAAGUGUUUGUUUGGCUCAGUGAGUUGAUCGACAAACCGACUAUCCAUGCUUUGGAAAAGAUAGUGGGAGAUGGGAGGAAGCCUGCCGAGCUUUGGCUGGAACCGCUGUCAAACAUCCUCAAUGCUCGGUACUGGACACGGCUAUGGAUUGGCCAAGAGUUUAUCCUGGGCGGUGAUCCGACAUUAUUUUUUGGAAACUUUCAAACUGGAGCCCAUAAAAUUGCAUUGUUUAUUGGGUCUGCCGACGGUACUGAGAAACUGCAUGACCUCCCAGGAUGGCGGUACUUUUGGUGGCGAUACAUGCGUUUCGAGGAUAGACACUCUGGAAAGCGCCCCAAGGACGAAUCUUUAUCGCUUGCAUCACUGCUACGAGCAUUCGCCGAGCCAGAUUGUCAAGAUAAGCGAGACCGCGUUUACGGCCUCCUAUCGUUGGCAGAUGACACAGACCCUGCACUGGUCAAAUACAAUGACAAAGUCAAGGUGGACGAUGUAUUUCGCAACACGAUGACCCUGAUGAUGCGUCAAAGGAGACCACUGGACGAGCUGCUCCUCAUUGGGGAAGCAUUGAUCGAGAGUUUGGAGCUUUGGCCAGCAACAGACCUCUCCUCUUCUCCCCUCAACAUCAAGUUUGAUGAUACUGAGGAUGUCACAAUGCCUACUUGGGGUCACGCGACUCUGGAGACGUGGAAUAAGGAUUCAAAGACUUUGGAGGCGUGGAGGGAGGAUCCAAAGACUCUGGAGGCGUGGAAGGAGGACCUCAAGACUGUACAUGAAACGAUCCAGGCAACUUGCAUGUACGUCGGGAUUCGUGAUGGAUCAGAGCUCAAAUACUUUGUGGCGAAAAAGGCCAACAGACCCAUUGUCAAAUAUUGUCGGGCUCAUGAAUACUUGCGUGGGCGGUCACCGGCUUGCGUCGGCCCCAUCUCGCAGGAAGGUCUGCCGUUUUUCUGGCUGGAGAGUAUUCCCAGCGAAGCAGUAUACUACUUCUCUAAUCCAGAUGCCGGCGGCGGUGGUCUGAGGUCCUGGAGGGCUCGAGAUUUCCAGUUUUCUGGCGAGAUGGCAGAUGAACCAGCAGAGCAUCCGGACCGCCUCAUCCUGCCAGCGCGACGGAUAGUCGAUUCACGCAGGUCCUCUGAGGAUAUAGCCUGGUUCGGAUACAUCACAACUCGGAAGCCGUUGCUAUUUGCAACCGUUGACACGGACCUUAUUCUUCAGAGUCGGGAAGACCAGUUUGAUGCCCAACCUCCUCCGUUGGCUCAAGGACAUCGGUCAACAACGAUGUGUUUGAGAUCUGACAGGGAAGCUCAUCAAUCGCAAAUGGCCGAGUACAGUGGCUGCGAGGAGUUCGACGAGGGUGCUUAUGUUAGUGAGGAGGAAUCGUAUGGUGAGGGUAUGGAUGAAGAUUGA
Fusarium vanettenii 77-13-4 is the source of this 1737-nucleotide messenger RNA. RefSeq lists its product as uncharacterized. Bases 1 to 1737 code for a protein of 578 amino acids. Lineage: Eukaryota; Fungi; Ascomycota; Sordariomycetes; Hypocreales; Nectriaceae. The record is from RefSeq and is a predicted model, not a curated record. The transcript has 3 exons.